Molecule: messenger RNA, 837 nt
Organism: Phaeoacremonium minimum UCRPA7
Lineage: Eukaryota; Fungi; Ascomycota; Sordariomycetes; Togniniales; Togniniaceae
Product: putative alcohol dehydrogenase protein
Exons: 6
Coding region: 1-837 (278 amino acids)
Biological process (GO): alcohol metabolic process
Molecular function (GO): zinc ion binding; alcohol dehydrogenase (NADP+) activity
Source: RefSeq, a predicted model, not a curated record
AUGUCAACAGCAACACUCACGUAUCUUGCUGGUGGUGAUGAUGGAGCGAUUAGGGUGAAAACAGCCUCUCGUGCAGUCGGUGGACUUGAGGUCCUCGUGCGCAUCACCCAUUCAGGUGUAUGCGGCACUGAUGGUCACGACCGAGUUGCUGGAUGUGGCUUGGGUCAUGAGGGAGUCGGCGUUGUAGAAGAGACCGGAAAGGAGGUGACGCAUUUCAAGAUCGGCCAGCGAGUUGGAUGCAGUUGGCAAACAUCGAUUACUGUCUUUGAGGCUUUACAAAUUUCAGGAACCAAGGCGACCGAUCGCGUGGGAAUUAUUGGUUUAGGUGGUCUGGGUCAUAUCGCUGUACUGUAUGCCCGCGCCAUGGGCUGCGAUGUGGUUGUGUUCUCUGGCUCGGAAAAGAAGAAGGCAGAUGCUUCAGAGCUUGGGGCAUCGGAGUUUCAUGUUCUCAAAUCCGGAGACCAGUCAACCUCAGACACGCCAGCGAAUAUUGACGUGAUGCUCAUCUGUGGAGGCACUGUCUCCGAUCUGACCCCCAUAAUGCCCCUACUUCGGCGUCGCUCGAGAAUUGUUCCUCUGACAAUACAAGCGGAACCGCUCAUCGUCCCAUAUAUGCCCCUGAUCCUGCCCGGGACUCAAAUAAUUGGAAGCACUGGGGCCUCGGACGAGAACCGCGAACUUGCACUCCUUUUUGCUGCACGUCACCAAAUCAAGCCGUGGGUUGAAGAGUUCCCUAUGAGCGCAGAUGGAUUGACAGAGGCUUUGGAGAAGCUGCAGAGCGGCUCUAUACGCUAUCGAGCAGUGCUGAGCACGGAGCUGGGGAAUGGAUUGCACUGA